AUGGGCUGCAUCGGAUCCAGAAGCAUCACAACCGAUGCGGUGCCGGUGCGCAAAGAUGGAGAUCAGCUGUCCAUGGAGGACACCACGUCCAUCCUGCCGCGACUCAAGAGGAAGUCGGCUAACUCUUACGGCAUCGGCGCCCUGGCUAAGUCGUCUCUGACAGGUGUGUCAGGCGUGUCCCGCUCCAUGAAGGACAAGGUGACCAAGCCCACCGCCAUGGCGCAAGGUCGCGUGGCGCACAUGAUUGAGUGGCAGAGCUGGGGCAAACCCUCAGCAGGGCCGCCGGGGGGCGCCGGCCGCAGCAACCUGCAGCGUGAGAAAGAGCGGCGCCUGGAGAACGACGCCUACAGCGACCUGAGCGACGGCGAGAAGGAGGCGCGUUUCGCCGCCGGCAUCAUGCAGCAGCUGGCCAUCUCCGAGGCCACGCUUUUCGGAUGGGCGUCCGCGGACGACAACAUCGCCUGCGACUCGCAGCGCGGCAGCGUGGCGCACCUCAGCGACGUUAACCAGGACAGCAUCACCAGCAGAGACCAGAUCCUCCACCAGUCGUCGGGCGACGUGUGGCCGCACACGUACGUGUCGCAGGGCCUCUACUGCCUGUCCUCGUCGGACGCGUGGGAGCCCAUCACCAGUCAGCCUUCGGGCUUGGCCUCACCGGCCGCGGGCUCCUACAUCAUGGCCGCGGGUAAUUUCAACGGCUACGAAGCGACGAUGGGCGCUUUCCUCCAGCAGCACAACCAGCUGCAGCAACUGCAACAGCUGCAGCAGCUCCACCAGUACCAGCAGCAACAGCUGCUGCAGUACCAGCAGCAACAACAGGUGGCACACUAUCUUUCAUGUGUUGAGCAGUCGCUACAUAGCACCUCCCAUUCCCUGCAAGCCACGCCCAACAGCACCAUCCACAGCCUGGGGCUCCCCGCUCACCCCCGUUUGGCCGACCUGUGGGGGGCGGCGCAAGUCGAGGCCCACCAGGUGGAGAUGCAGUUGAGCGGACACGUGGCGGACACGUCGGAUUUUGAGGGCGAGACGGACGCCGAACGCUUCAGACACGAUGACGAGGAAGAGGAACUCACCAAGACGGAGGAAGUCACACUGACCUUAGAGCCCAAGCCGUGCCCUCUGACCUCGUCCUCGCCGUCCACGAGAGGGCCCAGCCCAGGGACGCCGGCUGAGCGGAUCCCCUUCGACGCGACGCCGUGCCUCGUCCAGUCGCUGGAGGAGAAAAAGGACGACGACCCGGAUGAGGGCGGCGCUGCGGUGGUGGUGGUCGCCACCAACUGA
This is a messenger RNA of Nerophis lumbriciformis (worm pipefish), 1281 nucleotides long. NCBI's taxonomy places the organism in Eukaryota, Metazoa, Chordata, Actinopteri, Syngnathiformes, Syngnathidae. The record is from RefSeq and is a predicted model, not a curated record.